Molecule: messenger RNA, 3297 nt
Organism: Caenorhabditis elegans
Lineage: Eukaryota; Metazoa; Nematoda; Chromadorea; Rhabditida; Rhabditidae
Gene: phm-2
Product: Pharyngeal muscle protein 2
Exons: 9
Coding region: 9-3230 (1073 amino acids)
Cellular component (GO): nucleus
Molecular function (GO): nucleic acid binding; RNA binding
Source: RefSeq, marked reviewed
AGCAAAAUAUGCCGUUGGAAAGCGGAAAAUUGAUCAAUGACUUGCGUGUUAGUGAAUUGAAGACAGAGCUCGAGAAGCGUGGUUUGAGUACUCAAGGAGUCAAGGUUGUGCUCACUGUUCGUUUGAAUAAGGCUCUCCGAGAUGAGGGACUCGAUCCAGCAGAUCACGUAUUCGAGCAUGCAGUGAGCCCGAUGAAAAAGAGCACACGCCGGAGCAACGAAAUGGCACGAGCAGCGGCUGCAGCAGCAGCAGAAAAAGUGGAAAAGGGUGCAGGAGACGAAGGAAAUGAUGAGAAUGUUUUAGUCGAGGAGAAGGAAGAAGAAGAGGAGGAGGAGGAUUCACACGAUUUGCAAAUUAUUGAGGAUCAUGAGUUGGAGGUGCCAAGUGAUGAGAAAGAUGAUACAUUGGUGGAGGAUGAAGAGUUUGAGGAAGCUGAGCAAGUUGAGCCGGAGCCUGAGGCCGUGGAGCCAGUUGUCGAGGAGAAGCCCGAGGAGAAGCUUGAGGAGAAGCCCGAGGAGAAGCUUGAGGAAAAGCCCGAGGAAAAGCCUGUUGAGCCAGAAGUCGUUACAGUUGAGGAGCCGGUGGCAGAGGUUAUUGAGGUGGAAAAGGCAGUCGCGGAGCCUGUUGAGCUGAAAGAGAAGCCGGAAAAGGAGCCGGAGGUUGUUCUUGUCGAGGAGCCCGUGGAGCAGCUGGAAAAUGAGCCCGAAGUGGUGCCAAUGGAAGUUGAAGAAGCAAAGAAAUCGGAUGAGCAAGACGGUGAGGACGAGUUUGAGGAGGAUGAUUCAUCGUCGGAUAUUGAGAUUAUUGAGCCAACUCUACAAGAAUCGGAGCCGCUAGCGGAGGAGAAAGUGGAAAAAAAGGAGAAGAAGCCAGAAGAAAUUCCACACAAUUUGGAGCAAAAUGAGCCAAUUUCUAUGGAAACUGAGGAGAAAGUUGAGGAAGAAGUGAUCAUUCUCAACUCAUCGAUCAAUAAUGUCAGUCAGGAUGAUGAGAUUGUUUUGGACUAUGAAGAGGAUUUGCUCGAGGAUCCACUGGAUGAGCCCAUUGAGCAAAAGGAGCCAAAAGCCGCUGAGCCAACACCGAAACAAUUGCAAAAAGUGGAGGCAUCAACUCCACAGGCAACACCAUCAAAAGCAGCUUCUUCAUCUGCCGGCAGUGGAAAAUCGAUGCUCUUUGGAGAUGACGUCAAGAAGACGUCGAUAUGGAUUCGUGGAAUGACUCCGGCGACGAAGGCUUCAAGUGUCAAGCAACUCGCGAGCCAAUACGGAAAAGUGAUCCAAUCGAAGAUUUUCAAUUCAAAGGCUGCCGACGCGAAUGGAGACGUCAAAAAUUGCUUUGCACUCAUCCAAUUUGCUGACGUCACUGCGAUGGAGCUGGCGAUGACGUCACUUCAUCAGAAAAACUAUCAAGGACGUGUGCUUCGAGUUGAGAAGGUCUCCGAGUCUCAUCUUACUUCAUCGGCUGAGAAACUGGCUCGGGAGAAGCAUGUUGCUGAGGCGGCGAGCACAAUGAGCACUUCCCCGGCACCGACGCCAACCCCGGAGCCUGUUGUCACUACUACGACCACAACGUCAGCUGCUCCAAAACGAAAAGAACCAAUUCAUGCUCCAGAAUCGUCGUCGUCUGAAGGACAACGAGCCAAACGUCGUGCGAUAGAGGCGCCGGUUCGAAGCAGAAGUAGAAGCCGUGGCGGCGGCGGUGAGCCGAGAAGCAGCCGAAAGCCGAUAACUUUUGAUCGGGAAGAGGAGUCGAAUCGAGAUUCUCGUCGAACAAUUGCGGCGGCACCACCGGCGAGAACGUCGAGAAUGGCGAGAUCUCCGUUGAGAGCUCCGUUGAGAGCCGCGAGGGGAUCUGAGAGCUCGAGAAGUUCGACCAGAGGUGGUGGUGGUGGUGGAGAAUCGUUGACCAUCUCGUCCAGAGUUGAUACUAGCGGCUGCCGUGGUGGAGCAAUCAAGCGAUCCGUUGAACGUUCGGUUCCCAACAACAUUAGCACUUCGGAGCUCCGUCGUAAGCAUCAUCAAAUCCAUGUGACUGUUCAACAAGAUGCUCCACGAGCAUCGUAUCAAACGGAGCAAUACGCCAGAGAGCGUUCCUCUUCUACUACUACUUCUUCGAGAAGACGUCAAGUAUCACCGGAUCGUUCGGAACAGCGUCGUCAUCGAGAUGAGCCGCCGCCGCGUCGAGCUCCACAGGAGCAACCAUCUCGACGUCGUGGAGCUUCUCCUCCGGAGCCACCUCGUCGUCAGGAAGGAGCAAGAAGAUCGGAAGAGCCGGAGAGAAGACGUCUAUUUGAUGAGCGUGAACAAUUGGCUCACAUAAUGGCAGCAAAGGACAUGUAUGCGGAACAGCAGAAGAUCAGAGCCGAAAAAGCACUUAUAGCUUUUCAAAUGCAACAAUUGGAAAAGAAGAAGCUUGAAGCGGAGCUCCAAAUAGCUCAAAAAGCUCUGCUCAUGCAACAGGCUGCACUUGGCGGUGGCGGAGCACUAGUCGUCGACGGUGGAGCUCUUGUCGCUGGCGGUGGAGCCGUAGGAUAUCAUCACCAGGAGCAUCGUUCGAGUUAUGGUGGUGGUGGAAGCAGCAGCAAUGGCGGCAGCAGCAACAGACGUCGCCAAACUCGGAGAUCACCAUCACCACCGCAACAGCAUCACAGUAGUUCGAGAAGACAGCGAAGAGAUAGCGGCGGAGCAGGCCGUUAUCGCCAGUCUACUUCCUCGUCGAACUCUAAUCGCAAUAGCAACAGCGGCGGUCGUAACCUUGUAGUCACUGCCACCACCACCAACAACACCAACGCCACCAAUGCUGGAAGAUCUUAUGGGAUUCAAUCGGUGCCAGACGCUAGCUCGUACUCUACCAACAACUAUCAACAACGAUCGUCGGCCGCUUCUGCCUAUGAUCUACAGAUUACUGCAACUAUGCCACAAGCUGGAGCCGCCAAUUCUGGAGCAGCAUAUCAUCAGCCGUAUGGAAAUGUUUAUCAGCAUAAUACUGCCGCCUAUCCAGUGUGGGGAGGACUUGAUGCUCAAGGACACAUGGCAAUGGACACUAAUUGGUCUCAAAAUGCUGCAACUCCAUCGACAUCUACAUCUUCUGGUGGUGGUGGUGGACAACAAUGGCAACAGCAAUCUUAUGGAAGUAAUCAACAUCAGCAUCAUCAGAACAAUAACUCGUCUCAACCAUCUUCAUCGAAUCGACGCGGCAAUGAUUAUGGAAAUUAUCGCGGAAAUUAUUGAUUUUUUUAUUCUAUUGAUUUUUUUGUUCUUUUUUUCGUUCCUCUUACCCAACUUCCCCCCCCCCCCC